Manis pentadactyla (Chinese pangolin) is the source of this 3890-nucleotide messenger RNA. RefSeq names its product LYR motif containing 7 (gene LYRM7). The record is from RefSeq and is a predicted model, not a curated record. Bases 76 to 390 code for a protein of 104 amino acids. Gene Ontology annotation, biological process: mitochondrial respiratory chain complex III assembly. The transcript is spliced from 5 exons. Lineage: Eukaryota; Metazoa; Chordata; Mammalia; Pholidota; Manidae.
UGAUUGGUUGUCGAGAGGCGGGGGGUUGGGGUGUUCUCGGUCGCUUGAGAGGUAUUCGCCGCGGUGAGGAGAACCAUGGGUCAAGCGGUGAAGGUUUUACACCUCUUUAAAACAUUGCACAGGACCAGACAACAGGUUUUUAAAAAUGAUUCUAGAGCAUUAGAAGCAGCCAGAAUAAAGAUAAAUGAAGAGUUCAGAAGUAAUAAAAGUGAAACUUGUCCUAACAAAAUAGAAAAGCUAAUAAAAAUAGGUGCCGAUGUUGAAUUGUUACUCAGAACAUCUGUUAUACAAGGUAUUCAUACAGACCACAGUACACUGAAAUUGAUCCCUAGGAAAGACCUUCUUAUAGAAAAUGUGCCAUAUUAUGAUGCACCAACUCAGAAGCAAUGAAUUUUCUAGGAUGAAAUCGAGUCUUUGUAAUAUUUUCUCUGACCUGGCAUUUUGGCAGUGAAUGAAUUUAAGUAUAGUUUUAUAAUCAAAUUUCAGGUUAGGACAUUGCUUAAAAUGCAGAACAUAGUUAAAAGUGUUUCUAAAGAGCAUUAGAUAAGACAUUUCAUUUUCAUUGAAAAUCAAACUUUAAGAAGUUAAAUAUAUGCUUAGGGAUGUAUAUCAUAUUCAGUUCUCUUUGGCCUUGAUGAGUAUUUUGGUUUUACCAUAACUAUUUGAGAAUGCAGUAUUUUGACAAUUUGGUGGGUUUUCCUCCCAUGUAAAGUGAAUCUGUCAGAUUAAAAUUACUGGCUUAAAAUAAUGUCCCCAAUCAUUAAAUCUGUCAAAAAAUUUCAGUGUGUGCCAACUCUCCAUAGAAGGUGGCUUUUGUUUCCUAAAGCACUGAAAUUGUUUUUGUAGCUAAAAAAUAAUAAUCCAGUUUCCUUUUAAAAAUAGUAUCUUUGUCUUCCUAUAAAAACAUUUUAAAAUUAGUCUUCUAAAGAUAGAUGAAUAAAAUAUCAAAAUUACCUAGGAUCACUGUGUGAAAAAAUAAUUCUAAAUUUUUUAGGAAAUAGUGGCCCUUGAUCAAACUAUAUUCUGUAGCCUUAGUAGGAUUAGCUGUACUUACACCACUAACCCUAACCCUAACCCUAACCCUAACCCUAACCCUAACCCUAAUCCUAACCCUUUUAUUUGUUUUUUUUUUUUGUGACUUUAUUGUGAAUAUGUAGUAUGUGGCUGCAUUCUUUUAAUUUUAACCAGUUAAACUUAAAUGUCUUUUCUUCUUCCUCAUGUCCCAUUCCUGAGAAGAUUGGCAGUAUUACAAAACAGCUUGUCAUUCUACCAUCUAAUGGUAGGAACUCAUAAAAUUGUAUUUAAUGUUCUUCUUGUUUCACUUUUGUUUUGUAUCUUUACCAUUCUGUUUUCUCAGUGAACAGUGUGUUCCCUCCUUUUCACUGAUCAUUUCUCCCAUUCGAUUAAGACCUUGACAGAGUUUUUCAUUUUUACAAGAUUCUCAGGGCAAGUUUUGUUUGUUGGCAGACAUACUGGUAUAGCAAUACUGGAUAUAAAAUGUCAUAUUUUAAAGUAAUUUAAUUUUAGGUGAUCAAAAAAUUAUCAAAAUUAUUUAGACAUAUAGUCAGUAUUCUACUGGGUAAACUACAUCUAUAUAGUGUUUAUUUUGUAACCCACUUACAGAAUUUUAAGAAUGAUGACUAUCUUAAGUACCUAACUUCUCUUUGGUACAUGUCAACAUUUAAUUAAAUAUUUUUAAUUUAGUUUAAAAACAAAGCUUCUCAUAUUUCCCCAAGGAAGUUGCCCGCUUCUAACAUUUCAUUUUGACUACUGAAAUCUUGUGAAAGUGGGUUUUACAAAUUCUAAGUGCAGAUAUCUAGGCUCAGAGGCUCAGCAUGGCUGUGUGAACAAUCUUUUGGCAGAAGUUAGAAAGAGUGAAUGGCAGAAGAAUCAUAUUUGUCAAGUGUGUGAGGGAAGAAUCCUUCACUGAUGAUUUGAAGCUGGGGGAAUAUAUGACAGAUAGUUUGCAUAACAUCUAAUUUGGAACAUUAAAAUUAAGAUUUAACUCAAAUAGUAUUUAAGUUGGUUCUUAUUUUAUCUGCAGUUUCAUUUCUUAAUAUUAGUACAGUGUCCAAAAAGCACGUAAUAAUGAGAAUAAAUGGAACUUCUAUGCUCAUGGACAAAAUGAACCAUUUAGUUGUAAACACAAUGCCAUAUGUCAACAAAGAAAUGAAAAUUCCAAUUUUUAAGUAGAGUUUUCUAAAGCAAAAGUAAUGAAUACAAAAUUAAUAUAACUUUGCUAUAUAUCAGCUAUAACCAAUUAGAAAAUAAACAGAAAAAUUCUGCUUAUAAUAGUAAACUAUAAAAUAGGAAUGGACUUUUUUAGAAAACCUGAAAAACUUAAAUAUUAAGAAUGCACUGUGUUCUUAGAUGGGACAGCUGAAAAUUAUGGAGAUAACAGUUCCUUAAGCGUAAUCGAGCAAAAUCCCAACAGAUUGACAAAUACAUCUGUAUAAAAAAUACAAUAAAACAUCUGUCUUCUGUAAAAACCACUAUAAAUAGUUCAGAGCAAAUACUUACCACUAAAGUAAUGAUUAAAAUAGUUAAUAUAUAAGGUGCUCCUGUGACUCAUUUAGCAACAGAUAACGCAGUAGGAAAAUGGGCAAAUGAUAGAAAUAAGAAAGAAGAAAUAUUAAACUUCUGUAAUGAUCAGAGAAAUGUAAAUUAAAAUGAAACAUUUUUGUUCAUCAAAUUUAUAGAAGUAAAGAAAUUGAUUGUGUCCAGUAUUUGCAAAGGUGGAAGAAUGUGGAAAUAGGUGCUCUCAUGUAUUUCUGGAAGAAAUGUAAGUUAUAGGACCUUUUUGAAGGAAAGUUGACAUCAAAAUUUGAAAUAAACAUACUGUUCAGUCUAUAUUUUCAACAACUCUAAGGAUACUAAUAAAUGUACACUCAGAUGUAUAUACAGAAAUUUCUGUAGCAUUGGUUAUAAUUUUUAGAAAUUGAUAACAGCCUAAAUUUCCAAACAUAGGGGAGCAGUUAAAGAAAAUGUGUCUCAUCUGUACAGUGGGAUAUUAUGAAGGAAUUGAAAAAAAUGGCAAAAUAUCUAGUCUAGAAAGAAGCAAGUCACAAAGUAUAUGUUCUCUAUGAAUUCACUUACAUACAAAAGAACUAUUUUUGCUCAUACCAUAUAUAUAUGCAUAUAUAUGUACAAAGGCAUAGAAAUAAUAUGUGCUAAAUGUUAGUAGACAGGGAGGUAAAUGAGAUUUAUGGAAGGAGACAAGUAAAUUGAGAACUGGUACUCCUGCAUGUUUAAAUAUUUUUUACAGUGAGUAUAUCAACAUAUAAAUUUUAAAGGACUACUCUUAAGCUAUUAGUGCUUUUUUUUUUUAAUUCUCAAUUAUGAAAUAUUUCAAUAUAAGCAAUUAGUAUGUCAGACACUAGUGAAUUCCCACAUUUGACAGAUGUUACAUUUUGCAUUAUUUGUUUAAAGAUCUCCUUCCUUUUAAGUCAAAAAAUCUUAUAAAGCUUAAGUCCCACCUCCCUUUUCUUUCUCCUCACUCAUUUCAGGGAUAGUCACUGUUUUACAGUUGGAGGAUAUUAUCCCCAUACUUGUUUUUAUGCUUUUACCAAAUGUAUAUUAUUCAAAACAUUAUACAGUAUAUGUAACAUAUAUAGCAUGUAUAGAUAUUAAAAAUAUAGUGUAAUAUAUAUAUGACAUAUUAUAUAGUACAAUAUAAUAGCGUAUAUAUAUAAUAGAUAGUACUGUUUUGCAGUUUCAAAUGUUAAGUGAAUGGUGUUAUGCUCCAUGUAUUCUGCAGCUUAGUUUUCAUCAUACAAUAGGUUUUAGAAAUGUAUGUGUAUUGUUGCAGAAAUAUCUAGAUCUUUCACUUUUAUCUUUUAUUCCUUUGUAAGAAUAAACUACAUUGUUUAUCCAUGUCUCUUGAUAAAUAA